Molecule: messenger RNA, 1662 nt
Organism: Chondrus crispus (carragheen)
Lineage: Eukaryota; Rhodophyta; Florideophyceae; Gigartinales; Gigartinaceae
Exons: 1
Coding region: 1-1662 (553 amino acids)
Biological process (GO): DNA-templated DNA replication; DNA repair
Cellular component (GO): nucleus; DNA replication factor C complex
Molecular function (GO): ATP binding; DNA clamp loader activity; DNA binding
Source: RefSeq, a predicted model, not a curated record
AUGUACACGAAUCGCGUGAUGGGGGACCGGGCCUGGGGAUGUGGAGGGGAGCGAUGGCUGAGGGGUGCGCGUGAUGCGAGUUGUGGGGGUGCACAUGCUGCACCUGCAGCGCUAUGCAAGUGCGCAUCCGCAGCGAAGGAGUGGAAUCGGGCGCAUUGCCGGGGCAGUCAAAGUUGCGACAUCGGCCAAAAAAAAAAAACCGUUUUUGUGUGCUGUACCCUUGGGUACAACACAGUGAACCUUUUCAUGUCGGUACCCAUGCCCCGUGCGAUUACCGCAAGUUCGCCGAGAAAAAAAAAACAAAAAGGGACCAAACAAAAAAAAUCCGUCACGCUGCUCAUAACGCUCAUACGUACACGUGUAUCAAUCUCUUCGAGAUUACAACCCGUUCUCGCACGUGUACGCUGUCUUUGUUGGCGGCCGUCCUGCUGCGCAAUUUGGCGGGAAUCACUAGAUCUCUCUUUCAUACUACUAUACCCGGACUUGCAUUCUGACCGCUUGCGCCGUCUGCGCCCCUCCCUCGGCACCCAGGCAACGUCAACCCCCCAACGCUCGCGUCUCGCAAUGGCGGACCGAGAAGGCUCGCAACUCUGGGUGGAAAAGUACCGCCCGCGCAAGAUCACGGAUGUGACGCACCAAGAUCAAGUGGUCUCCACGCUACAGCGCGCGGUGACGGAGAGCGCGGGCCGUGGCGAGCUGCCGCAUCUUCUGUUUUACGGGCCGCCGGGCACGGGAAAGACGUCGACCGCACUGGCGCUAGUGCGCGACUUGUUCGGUGUGCAGAACCUCCGCGCGAGGGUGCUGGAGCUCAACGCUUCGGACGAGCGUGGGAUCAAGGUGGUGCGCGACAAGAUCAAGACGUUUGCGCAGACGACCGUCUCUAACCCCGUCCCGGCCAAGCACGGAGAUACGCGCAAGUAUCCGUGCCCGGCGUUCAAGGUGGUGAUCUUGGACGAGGCCGACGCUAUCACGAUCGAUGCGCAGACGGCGCUGCGCAGGACUAUGGAGGCGCAUUCCAAAGUGACCAGGUUCAUUCUGAUCUGCAAUUAUAUCAGCAGGAUUAUCGGCCCGCUGACGUCGAGAUGCGCCAAGUUUCGGUUCAACUCAAUCCCGAUGCAUGCGAUGAUGGGGCAUCUGAAGGGUAUCGCAAAGCGGGAGGGCGUGGACAUUGCGGACGAUACGUUGCGCAGUUUGAUCGAGACGUCGGAGGGCGAUUUGCGCAAGGCGAUCAACACGAUGCAGUCGGCGCAUCGUAUGCAUUCAAUGACGAAGGGCUCCCUGGACAUGGAUAUGAUCUCCGCUGUGGCGUGUCUAAUCCCGCCUCGCGUGUUGGACAUGUUUGAUGCAAAAACGGCCGAGGUGGGGUUGACUAACUCGGAGGUUCGGAAGGUGGUCGACGAAAUCGUGAUGGAUGGUUAUUCGGUUUCGCAGUUGCUGUCGCAGUACGGGGAUCGUUUACUCAAGGACGAUGGGUGUGACGGGAUUAGGGACAUGAAUGACUUGCAAAGGUCGGCCGUGGCGGUUAUUUUGGCAGAUGCUGAGAAGGGGCUCAACGACGGGUGCGACGAGAAGCUGCAACUGUAUAACGUGGCGAGCAAGAUAUCGCGGAUCGCUGGAAUGAAAGACAACGUUGAGGGGUUGCUUAAAAUCCAGGCGAUAUAG